Lytechinus pictus (painted urchin) is the source of this 1713-nucleotide messenger RNA. RefSeq names its product histidine-rich glycoprotein-like. Bases 1 to 1713 code for a protein of 570 amino acids. The transcript has a single exon. The record is from RefSeq and is a predicted model, not a curated record. NCBI's taxonomy places the organism in Eukaryota, Metazoa, Echinodermata, Echinoidea, Temnopleuroida, Toxopneustidae.
AUGCCUGUACGCUGGAUCCCAACAUCUCGCCGAGAUCCGGGCUACGACUUUCGGCAUGAACUUGGUGCUUCUCAUCAUGAAGGGGCAUACAGCCAUCCAGCUCAAGCUCACCAUCCCCGAACCACUGGAGGAACUAAUCAUCAAGAUCAUCAUGGCAUGUCACCUCAUCCUCUGGCAAGGCAUGGACCUGUUGCAGGAGGAAGACCACAUGCUGGAGCUGUAGGUCAUUUCUCGCCUCACCAUGACCCUCAUCCCAUCAGGGAAGGUGAGAUUAGUCUAAUGCAGCAUCGGGUCAUCCCCGAUCAUCCGCACCUACCGGUGAUACAUCCUCAGCAUGACAUUCAAGUCCAUGGUAUUGCUCCUCCUCAUCCACAUCCGCAAAAUCAUCCCCUGGAUCCAUCUCAUCCCCAUGGUAACGCUGUACCUCCUCCUCCUCCCGCCGGCCACCCUCAUCCGUCGUCUCACCUUCAGCAUGGUCAUUCUGCACCCCACCAUGACCCACCUCAACAUCAUGACGCACCGUUGGAUCACCAUCCCGAUAUCCAUUCCUACCAUCCAACUGCAUCCCACUCAAGCUCAGUUCCUGUGUAUCAAGCAGCUACCACUCCACACGACCACGCCCAUCUUAGAGGUUUUCCAGAACACGAGGGAGGGACAACCAGCUAUCUGCAUCAUCCAACCAAUAUGCACCCUUACCACCACUCUAACCACCAUCUCUACUCCCCUCAUCACCAGCCGGGGGUUUAUCCAAGUCACCAUGAUUCCUCUCAUCAUCCAAGCCCAACCCAUCCCAACCUUAUCACCCAUCAUUACCACCCCUUCUACACCUCUCAUCACGUGUUGAAUCCCGAUAUGGCAUAUCCUCUUACACCUCUCUAUCACCACGGGCACGCAUCUCACUAUCCCUACCAACACCUGCAUCCAUGGAUGGUUGGGACAACUGGUAGAAAUAUCUAUCAUAUGGAUCCGCAUCACCUCUACCAGAAGGACCACACUGGAUAUGUCUCUCAUUAUCAUAUCCAUACUCAUCGUCAUCAUUUCGACAAGGAAGCGGUCAACAUUGAUGAGAUGCCAACUCACACCCAUCACCAUGCUGGCUUGGAUAGGAGCCACGCCCACCAUGCCUCCCAUCCUGAUCACCACCAGCACCAUGGCUUGCAUCGCCAGGGCGCUUUCUAUGUCCACCAUCAUGAAUCCCACGUCGACCACCACGACGAUUACGAUUCACCGGAUGGCGCAGCUUCAUCUCGUCACCAUCAAGAUCAUCAUCGUCAUCAUCCUCAGAGUCAGGAAGAUGGACAUCGCUGUGGAGAGGUCAGCUUCGGAACCGACGCAACCAAGUUCCAUGUCACGGUUCCUCUCAAACCAGGCUUCAAGCCAGACGACGUCAUCAUCAACGUGCAGCUUCAUGGCGAUAGGGAUCUCCAUGUCGAGUUUCGACACGACCACCACGAUCCUCGAGUCCAAACGAGCCGCAUCCUCCGCCACAUCAUAGCCUUACCUGACCAUGUCGACAUCGACAGCUUGAGAUCAACAUUGAACCACCAUGGGUCCCUCAUCAUUGAUGGUGCCAUCAAGACGGAAACGAAUACGACACCGUGCCAUAACAUUGACGUUGAGGUCAUCGAGCAUCGAGAAGAAUAUGCCGCUGGUGGUAAUGAACCAGAUGCAACUUGUGAGCAGCAAAAAGGAAAUUUAGAAGAAAAUAAGUAA